CGUCCACAGUGGUGGGCAGAUGUAGAGCAAGCAAGCAGGAUCGAGAAAGAGGGAAAAAGAUAGAUGAGAGUAAUGCAGCGGGAGGCAUGGGGAGUCCAAACACAUUGCUCUACACAAGGAAAGAAGACCAUUGAUGAGCCUCCAAUCCAGCUGUUUACUUGCUACUUUCAACAUGAAGAAAAAGAUAUGUAGUUUCUGAGCACAGUGAAUAUUAUAUACGGUGUUGAAGCACAAGUUUGCUGUGGACUUUAUGAAUGGGUUGUACCUACUUACAUGUAAAAUAUAGAUAAAGUGGCAUUUCUGGUCUUGAAUCUCUCAAAAUAUUCCAAAUGGUCCUCCUGGGAGAACAAUGUUGGAAGGAAGAAAACCACACCAGAUAUUUGCACAAUGUUGAAGUAGUAAACAUGAUGAUGGAGUUAUUUUUUAUUUUUCUGAGAAAAAUAUAGGAAAUGAUUCUGUGGAAUGCAAAAUCUGGACCCAGCACUCCAAAAAGGACUGUAAACAAGUGUGUUUGAAUGUGUUUGUGGGUGUCUUUGUGUAUGCCCACGGUGGUAUGACACAGUGGAGGUGAGAGGGGACAACACUUCCAGACCAUUCUGUCUUUACAAUGAGAGUUCCAGCCGGUGUGGCUGUAGUUUCCCAUCUUUGUCCUCUGGUGGUCUUCCUAUGUGUUGUCUCCCAGAGUUGUUAUGGGACCCAGGUUUAUCUGAGCCCUCACACUAGCCCUUACCCCAGCCUGUAUCCAAAUCCGAGACUUAAGUCACUGUCUGAAUCAACCCCAAUCCCAAGCACCUACAAAAAUAUGGCACCACUGAGGCCCAACCUGCUUUCAAGUUCCAGCCAGAACCUCUGGAAGAAGUAUCAUUCUAGGCUUGACACCAUGUCCUAUCUUACAGACAACCACAAGUCAAACACAAACUUCCCACUGGCAAUAUCCCAGGCCACAUCAAGCUCAAACAUUAGAUUCAAACCCCAACAUGCACCAAGACAGAGUUCUAAAUCGAGGCAAGAGUUGGCAUACAAAUCAACCUCUGAUCAGAUUGCAAGAAACACCUUAAAGGGUCCCAAGCAGUCUUCAAAAAUUAACACCCAAACCAAUUCAAACCCAAGCCUUAGAUCUUUGUCUCAAUCAAACCGUAAGGUAGCCCCUAACUCUAAGCUAAUGUCCAUGCCUAAGACAAAUUUGACAAAAUCUGUGUCAGCUGCCAGCACUAAAUUAGCUUUACAGUCCAGCCCUAAACAAAGGUCCUACUUAUCUGGUACUAUGAGUCCCAGCACCUAUUAUAGUGCCAGCGCUGCUUUAUUGUCCCAUCCUAAAUCCCAUUCCAAACUCCAGCCUUCUUCACAAACUAAUAUAAAUGCCAACGCCAACUCCAAGCUCCCCAGCCUGAACUCCCGAUCAUCCACCAGAGCACACAGAAACCAGACCAAGUUGGUGGACACAGACAAGGAGUCCCACCAUCGACCCAAGAGAGGUUGGAUCUGGAACCAGUUCUUUGUUCUGGAAGAACACAUUGGACCUGAACCUCAGUACGUCGGAAAGCUGCACUCCAACUCUGACAAGGGUGAUGGUUCUGUGCACUACAUCCUGUCUGGUGAUGGGGCCGGGUCUAUCUUCAUCAUUGACGAGACAACGGGUGACAUCCAUGCCACCAAGAGCCUGGACCGUGAGAGGAAGUCCCAGUAUGUCCUGCAUGCAAGGGCCAUUGACUGGCGGACGAACCACUCACUGGAGGCAGAGUCAGAGUUCAUCAUCAAGGUCCAGGAUGUCAAUGACAAUGCUCCAACAUUCCCUGAUGGACCGUUCUCAGCCACUGUACCUGAGAUGUCUGAUGUUGGAACGUCAGUUUUCCAGGUGACAGCCUCAGAUGCAGAUGACUCGACCUAUGGCAACAGUGCCAAGAUAGUAUACAGCAUCCUGGAGGGACAGCCCUACUUCUCAGUUGACCCCAAGACAGGUAUCAUCCGUACAGCAAUGUCCAACAUGGACCGUGAGACCAGGGGCCAGUACGCUGUGGUAAUUCAGGCCAAAGACAUGGCAGGCUCAGUUGGGGGAUUGUCUGGAUCCACCACUGUCAACAUCACCCUCACUGACGUCAAUGACAACCCGCCAAAGUUUCUGCAGAAGAGCUACCAGCUAUAUGUACCAGAGCUAGCUCCAGUGGGGAAGGCAGUGGGUCGGAUCAGUGCCAGCGAUGAAGAUGAAGGACAGAACGCUGAAAUGACCUACAGCAUCACUAAUGCAGAUGCAGCUGCUAUCUUCACCAUCAUGACUGAUGCUGACCGCAGGGAAGGAAUCAUUUCCCUCAAGGAGCCUCUGAACUAUGAGAAGAGAAAAGUACACACACUCAACAUCGAAGGCUCCAACACUCAUCCAGAUUCACGCUUCUCACACCUGGGGCCAUUUAAGGACUCCACAUCACUGCGAGUUAUUGUGGGGGAUGUGGAUGAGCCUCCUGUCUUCUCCAUGGACUACUACAUUAUGGAUGUAUAUGAAAACUCACCUGCUGGCACCCAGGUUGGCACUGUAACUGCUGUGGACCCUGAUAGCACCAACAGCGCUGUCAGGUACUUCAUUGAAAAUGAAGAGGAAAGACCUUUGUAUUUCAGCAUUGGAGUGAACAGUGGGAUCAUCAGGACUAGCCAAGUUCUGGACCGGGAGCAGACGGCCUGGCAUAACAUCACUGUGAUGGCUGCAGAGGUUGAUAACCCACGAAUGGUGAGUCAUGUUCCAGUCACAAUCCAGGUCCUGGACGUCAAUGACAACAUUCCAUCCAUCUCUGGGGGCAACAGUGUUGUCAUAGUCUGUGAGGGCACCAAAAAUGGGCAGGUGAUUCAGACCGUCCGAGCAGCUGAUCGGGACAAUUUUGCAAAUGGGAAGUUCUCCUUCUAUGUGCCUGAUGAGCAUCAAGUUAAUGCAAAUUUUACAGUGAAGGACAAUGGAGAUAACACUGCCAGUAUAGUAUCUCACCGCCGUGAAGGCUUCAGUGUGGACAGAGAUCAGGAGUUAUUCAGCCUGGUGGUUGUGGUGACUGAUGGCGGGGAGCCUCCUCUCAGUAGCACCACUACACUAUUCCUCAGGGUGUGUGUGUGUCAGAGGAACACCAGGGGGCGAAACAGCAACAAUGUCUGUCAGGCCCAGGCCUUCCUGUCCUCAACGGGCCUCAGCACUGGAGCCUUUGUGGCCAUACUGCUAUGUAUUGUCAUAUUAUUAGCCAUAGUGAUGCUGUUUACACAGUUACGAAAUAAGAAAGCAAGCAAAGAAUCCUUGAUUCUUUCUGAAGAGGACAUCAGAGAAAAUGUGGUGACUUAUGAUGAUGAGGGAGGCGGGGAGGAGGACACUGAGGCCUUUGACAUUGCUGCACUGCGGAAUCCCAAAGCUUCUGAGCCUCAUAGAAAGUUCCACACCUACCUUGGCCAUGGACCAAUCCCAAAUGGAGAGGACGAGGUUGUGGAUGAUGAAGAUGGGAUUGUGGUGGUAAGGAGACGGAAAGCUCGAGAGGUACAUUACAGGAGCUACAGCCCAGAGUCGGAACCUGCCUGGUUUGUCAUUGACUGCAUUCUACCAGAGAUCAGCCGGUCAGCACCUUCGCUUCUGCUCGAUGGUCAUGACAUAAUUCAACAGAUCAUCCAGCAGAAGGUGGAUGAAGCAAACUCUGACACACGAGGCCCACCUUAUGACUCACUUCAAACAUAUGCUUAUGAAGGGCAUGGGUCCUCAGCUGGGUCAGUCAGCUCUUUGGGCCUGUCUGCAGUGGUGCCUGAACUAAACUAUGCCGAUUUGGAAGACUGGGAACCAGAGAGGCCCACACUGGAACAAACUGUUGGAGGGCAGCUGGUUACAGGCCAAACUAACUCGGACUCCUAAAGAUUACCAUUCAAAAGGAUUUUUUUAAACUUAUGGCCAGAUUUGCUGAAGCUAAUUACUUUGUACUUGUGCCAUUUAAACCAAGGAUGCAAAAUUAAUGACACAAAAAAAGAUGACAAUUAGGAACUGUAAUUAAUAUGUCAAAUCAAUGGAGAAGAAAAGCCAUUUAUAUCGAACAGGAGAGAAGAACACACACACACAGGCUGAGGUGGAUGGAAACAUCCUUGAGUGCUUUGCUAAAAAGGACAAAAUGUAAACGAACAGAAGACUAGUUUUAAAAUGACAGGUCAAUUUGCAUCCAGUUUUCUCCCUCUGCUUUGCCUUUUAGGUGUGCUAGUGGAAAAGAGACUGCUAGUCCUGGGUCCAGAUCAUUCUGGUCUUCACUAUUGUUGAAACUCCAGUCAUUUACUUUUAGAGCCCUUGCACAUCUAUCCUGAAGAUGAAUAACAAAUUGGAUUGGAGCACAAUGACCCAGGGUUCAAGGUGACAGCAGGACCCUAAAGCAUCAGCUACCAAGGUGUGGAUUAGUGAAGGUAACUAAUCCACAUUCCAGUGUCAUGAUCAUGCUGUAAGCCUAAUAAUAGACCAUAUUAAGGUGAUCUCUUAUAGCCAUGUUUGGACUGCAGGAAAUUUACCAUCCAACCUAAGCUGUUUUAUAUAUACACAC
This is a messenger RNA of Monopterus albus (swamp eel), 4535 nucleotides long. RefSeq names its product cadherin-18-like. Gene Ontology annotation, biological process: cell morphogenesis; calcium-dependent cell-cell adhesion; cell-cell adhesion mediated by cadherin. NCBI's taxonomy places the organism in Eukaryota, Metazoa, Chordata, Actinopteri, Synbranchiformes, Synbranchidae. Gene Ontology annotation, cellular component: adherens junction; plasma membrane; catenin complex. The record is from RefSeq and is a predicted model, not a curated record. Bases 608 to 3868 code for a protein of 1086 amino acids. The transcript is spliced from 12 exons. Gene Ontology annotation, molecular function: beta-catenin binding; calcium ion binding; cadherin binding.